Limanda limanda (common dab) is the source of this 1191-nucleotide messenger RNA. RefSeq names its product membrane associated ring-CH-type finger 4b (gene marchf4b). The transcript has 4 exons. The coding region runs from base 1 to 1191 and encodes 396 amino acids. NCBI's taxonomy places the organism in Eukaryota, Metazoa, Chordata, Actinopteri, Pleuronectiformes, Pleuronectidae. Gene Ontology annotation, biological process: protein ubiquitination. The record is from RefSeq and is a predicted model, not a curated record. Gene Ontology annotation, molecular function: ubiquitin-protein transferase activity; zinc ion binding.
AUGCUGGGCAGCCCGGGCAUGCUGAAGAGCCGCUGCUGCGUCCUGCUCGGGGACCUAAGGGUUCUCCUGCUCGGGCCACCGGCGACACCAAUCCCACCCCUGACCCCGAUGACCACGGAAAACCACGAGACAGGUGUCACCGUCCCCGACAACAACAACACGCUAACAGGGAGCCACCACCAGCAGCAAGAAGGGGACCGGACUUUGCCCAGUGCUGCUCCGGGGGCCGCGGGGCCACCGGGCGGGGACCGAGCUGGCUGGGUGGAUGCCGCCGAGCUGUCGGCGGCUCUGCGCGGCUGCAGCAGCUCCUCCGACGACUGCUCGAAAGGCAAGCUGGAGGAGAGGUUCUCCCUCACCAGCUACACGGAGAGUGGCUUCAGGACGCCUCUGUGCAGGAUCUGCUUCCAGGGACCAGAGCAUGGGGAGCUCCUGAGCCCAUGUCGGUGCUGUGGGUCAGUACGCUGCACCCACCAGCCCUGCCUCAUCAAGUGGAUCAGUGAGAGAGGGUCCUGGGCCUGUGAGCUCUGCUACUACAAAUAUCAGGUCAUCGCCAUCAGCACCAAGAAUCCUCUACAGUGGCAGGCCAUCUCCCUGACAGUGAUUGAGAAAGUGCAGAUAGCAGCAGCCGUCCUGGGCUCCCUGUUCCUGAUGGCCAGUAUCUCCUGGCUGGUGUGGUCGUCUUUCAGCCCGUCGGCCCGCUGGCAGCGACAGGACCUGCUCUUUCAGAUCUGCUACGGCAUGUACGGCUUCAUGGAUGUCGUGUGCAUCGCACUAAUAGUCCACGAGGGACCCUCUGUGUUUCGGAUCUUCCACCGCUGGCAGGCUGUGAACCAGCAGUGGAAAGUCCUGAACUACGAUAAGUCUAUGGACUGCGGGGACCUGAAGGACACGACCCUAAACAGGACUGUGUCCCAGCCCAGUCAGGGAUUUCAGACUGGACUCGGGGUGUCAGCUUCCAACUCCUCGCUCAUGGUGGUCGCCUCCACGGCCGACGGUUCCACUUCCUCAACUGUGGUGACGGCGGCGGGAGGAUUGGGAGCACAUGUGGACCCCAACAGUGGCAGCGCUGUGCCGGACCAACACUGUCCCUACAACAUCCUGCACCUCCUCAGCCACCUGAGGCAGCCGGAGGUCCGUGGCGAACCCAGCAAUAGCACACGAGAGCUGGUCAUGCGAGUCACCACCGUCUGA